AUGCAUACUCUUAGGACAAGCCUACUAUUAUGUAUGCUAAUCUACAUAAAUUAUGCAGGGUAAGCUUAAAAACUAUUAUUAGUUCAGAAGCACUGAGCUUGCUAAAUCAGAUGCAACCAAAAUUCAAAGAGGAAUCUGAUUUAGGAUCUGAAGACCUAAUAUAUAAGAAAGUCACCGAAUAAUUAAAAUAAUAGAAGCCUUACUUGUAGAUUGAUGAAGAGGAUACUAAGAACGAGGUUUCCUUUAGAGAAUUUUAUAAAAGUGUACGAUCUGGCAAACAUGAGAUAGUUGAAGAUGAGGAGGAGAUUAAUAUCGUAGAACCAGAACAUAAGGAGAUUGAAAUUCAAUCCUACUUAUAAGAAUUGAGUGAUGGACUUGAACCAUAAACUGAAAGUAUUGUAGAAACGGAACUUCAAACUGAUCCUGAAAAGUUGGGGAAGUUUAAGAAAUAUUUUAUCAAAGAAGAAGAACCUAAACUAGAAGUUAACGUAGAAACUAAAAUAGAAAAUAAUCAACCUAUUGAAAAGAAAAUGACUUUGAGAGAGAAAUUGGAAAUGAAAAAAAAAUAGGCCCAAUAACCACCAGUUGUAGCUGCAAUUUAAAUUAAAUAAGAAGUAAAUACCCAAGAAUAAGUGACUAAUCCAUCAGAUUAAAAUGUUGGUAAAACAACAUUAAUGAAAAAGAUUGAAGAAUUCAAGAAAUAGAAAUAAUCAAAGGAAACAUAAGAGUCAUAAUAACCAAAAGAAGAAAUCGUAUAAGAGUAAAACAUAAAACCAGUACAUGAGAAUCCCUUGAGAAAACUCUUAAAUAAGAAGGCAGAGGAGAAAAAAGAAAAAGAAGUUUAGUAAUAAGUGGAGAAAUCAGUAGAAGAGAAAUAGGAUGCAUUAUUAGGGUUAACACAAGAAGUAGAAUUAGAAAGCAAAUACGUAGAGAUUGAAGACUAGAUAGAUGGGUAAGAAAAUAAAAAUGUUGUAGAAGAAAAAGAAUCAUCACAUUUUGAUCAGGAUCCUUCACAAUCUCAAGGUGAAUCUAAUUUAGAAGAAAUAGACCAAGAACAUGAUGAAUCUCAUCAAGAGUAUAUCACAUCUGACGAUAAUAAUUAUAUUAAUGAUGAAAAUAUUUAAUAAUAGUAAUAAUCAGAAUAAAAAGAAGAAGAGUAAUAAUAAUAAUAAGAGUAAAAAUUGUAAUAAGAAGAUGUAUAAUAAUAAGAAUAAUAAGAAUAAUAAGAUGUCUAAUAAGAAUCUGAGUAGCAAAUUGAUUCGAAAACUUAGAUUAAUAAUGAAUCCUUAAGUUUUAAUUCAGAUUCAUCAGAUAAUAUAGUUCAAGAAGAGGAUCAAAACUAAUAGGAAAUAUAGAAUGAUGAUUAAAUUAAUCCAUCAGUUGAGAACUUGGAAUAAGAAGUAAAUAAUAAUAAUCAAUAAGAGCAAGAUUCAUAAUUAACUUAAACGGUUGAUAAUUAAGAAUAAAAUGAGAAUUAAAUCAAUUAGGAUAUACUUUAGGAUAAUUAAUAAUAACAGUAAUUCGAACUAGAAUAACCUUAUGAUGAAUAAUAAGAAUUAGAGGAUGAAACUCAGAAUGAAUAAUAAUAAUAAUCAUUAGAUGAGGAAAAUUAAGAUGAAAAAUUAAUUGUAGAUCAAUAAACUUAAAAUACAUAGAAUGAAGUAGAAAAAAAAGAAAUUCUUAAUGAUGAUCAAGUAGAAAAUACAUUGUCAUAAGGUUUUGUGAUGGAGAAUAAUGUAGAAACUUCGAAUUAUCUUGAAGAAGUGUAAGAAGCAGAAAAGCUUAGGAAAAAAAGAGAAGUAGAAGAGAUUAUUUAAGAAGAAGAAAGAAUUAAAUAGGAAUUAGAAUAAAAAAAGUUAGAGGAUGAAAUGAAAUUAAAUGAAUUAUAAGAAGAAUAGUAACAUUUGAUUGAUGAUAAAUAGAAAGAAGAAGAAUAAAUACAAUAAGUUGAAAAAUAAAUUGAAUUAGAGCAAAGUGAAUUGUAAGAUUUUGAUUCAGAAAAGGAUGGAUAAUUAUAAACCUAAGAGAAAGAUAUCAAAAAAGAUGAUAUCUAGGAAUUAUAACCUUAGCAAGAAACAUUAUAAGAAGCUCCAAAUGACUAGACAGAUAAUAAUUCCUAAUAAGCUGUGGAGGAAUAGCCAGUCAUUUUAUAAGAUAAAAUUGAUUCUAAAGAAAUUAAAUCAGAUGAAGAUCUCAUUAAAUCUUAAGAUGAGACCUUAGAAAAUGGUUUUAGCAUUGAUGAAUAUGAAAGGUAAUAACAUAGAAAUGAAGAAAAAAAAGCAGAAGAUGAUCCAUCUACGUAUGCACAAAGCAGUGAAUUGUUUCAUAAUAGCGAUUAUACUUCUUAAAUUGUAAAUGACUAAGAAGAUUAAGUGAUUGAAUAAUCAGUCCCAACACUUUAGAUUAAUGAAUAGUAAACUGAAGGUAUUUAAUAUGAACCUUAAAUCUAAAUAAGUUAAGAGGUUAAAUUUGAUGAUAUCUCCAAUAACUAAGUCUUAAAUAAUUAAGAUUAAGAUGGAUAAAGCGAUCAAAAUAAUAUCACAGAAUUACCAAUCACUGAAAAUUAAUCAAAUGAAGAAUAAUAUAUCAGCCAAGAUUAAUUUGUAGAAGACCCUACAGCAAAAGAACAAGAGUAGUUACUUUCUUUAGAUAAUCAAGUUGAGCAAGCUAAUGAAGAAAACUAAAUUUCUAAUGAGUCAUCCUAGGAUUCAAUUGAAGUAGAAUCUUCUAAUGAGAGCAUUGAGGGAACAUAAAAUUAAGUAUAUUCAUAAUAGGAGACAUUAAUUAUAGAAAGUGAUACUCCAAACUUAAUCCCUAUCGAUGAAAGUCAAUCUAACAGUUAUCAAUAUGAAUAAGAAGCUGAUAAUGAAGACAAUGAUGUCGUGUAAUUUGAUGUUUACAAUUCAUCCUCAAAUGUUGAUACACAAAAUAAGGAAUCAUAAGCUGUAGAUCAAAUAAAUACUUAAUAGUAACCUAUCAUUGAGAGAGUGACAUAAUAGGAUGUUGAAGACACAUCAAAUUUGCUUUCAGUCAACAAAAUUCAUUCUUUUUCCUUAUUACAAUAAGAUAUGAAGGUUGAUGACACUAUCAAAAUUGAAUAUAUUGAUUUAGAAACAAAGUAAGAUUAAUCAAUUUCAAAGAAUACUUUAAUUCAUCAUAAGAGAUAAUAAAGUAGUUUUUUGCAACUUGAGGAAACUGAGAUGGAUUACAAUGAAGAACAGUUUGAGAUCUUUAUGGCUUAGAAGAAAUAACAAGAACAAAUGGAAAAAGAGAAAAAGAGAAAGAAGUUAAAAGCAAGAGAAGAGAAACAAAGAAAAUUAGAAGAAGAGUAAUAUCAGUAAUAAUUAAUACAAUAAAAAUAACAAUAAGAAAUUUUAAAAUAAUAAUAGCAGUUGAUUGAAUUACAAAAUUAAUAAUUAUUGAACAAACAAAAAUAUAAGAUGGCCACUAAAUAGAAUAAUUAGGUUAUUUUGGAAAGUAAACCUAUUAAAGGAGAUAACUUUAGUCACUUAUAAAAGUAACAAUCACAAAUACAACUCUUAAAUCAAUAAAUCGAUACAGAAUUUUCAUUCUAGUAAAUUCUUUCACGAGUGGAAAAGGAAUAAAGGCAAGGAUAAAAGCAACUAAGGAGCAACUCUAAGCAUAUUAAGAAUGCUGACUUAAAUUUCUUUUAAUUGACUGAAAGUAUAAGUUUUAUAAUAACUAGAAUAAUAAUAAAAUAAGAUUUCCUUAUAAUCUUAAGAUCUCUUUGAAGCCAUUAAAUAAGAGAUUAAAGAAUGUGAUUUAAAUAAUUACACCAAUAAUUUGUGCUAGUUAUGUUAAAGUGAUGUAGUAUAUGAGAUAAAUGAUGAUAAUUGGUAUCUCAUUGGAAUUGCAUAUGGAUUAAAGUAUCACAAUUAAUCAAAUAUUAAAGGAGACAUUUCUAGAAUCUUUUGAACACAGUGUAAUAUCACUUCAAGAAUGCUAAAAUAUACACUUCAUUCAAUAAGGAAUAAUAAGUAUGCCUAACAUUAGGAGAUUAAUUCGAAAUUGAAAAUCUAGAAGAGAUUCUUGGCUAUUACAAUAAUCAGACUUUGCCUAGAAAUUCUUAAUUUUUAAAGAUUCCACAAAAAGUAUUAAUAUAUCAAAUAUUUCUAGAUUAAGGCAAAUUUUGCUUAGAUGAAGGUAGAUUUGAAUCAGCAUAAAUUUAUGAAUUUCAGUUUAAAUGCUGCAAUUAGAAAUUAGGAACAUCACAACGGAUUCACAGUGACAGAAUAACAAGUUAAGCUAUCUUAAGAUUUUGAUUACAUACAAUAGGGCAGUAUCCUAUAUCCAGGACAGUCUAUUCCAUAUAAAUUGAAUAUAUAGUCUAAUGGAAUCGAAAAUAUGUAAUUAGAAUUGAAUCCUCAGAUAUAUGAAAAGGUUUUAGAAAACUAUUUGGCAAAAAAUUACUUACAAUAGAUAUAAGUGACAUAUAGGGACAGCCUAAAGAGUAAUUUUGUAGUGGUUGAUAAUGAUGAGGUCUUAGAACUUGAGAUUACAAUAUAAAAAUGA
Messenger RNA from Paramecium octaurelia, 4533 nucleotides. The record is from the annotation of a GenBank genome assembly. Lineage: Eukaryota; Ciliophora; Oligohymenophorea; Peniculida; Parameciidae.